CCCAGGGGCUGGCCCCGCCCCUUGUGCGGCCUGCGGUAGGAGAAACCGGGGCCCUGACGAGCGGUGCCGCCCCUGCGACCUUCGCCCUCCUCCGAGGUGGCUGGCUCCGCCUCCUCGCGAAUCUCUCUCGCAACCCAAAAUGGCGGCGGAGGUGGAUUUCGGCGACCUGGAGCUCUUUGAGGCGUUUGACCACCCAGAGGAGUCGAUUCCGAAGCCCGUCCACACUCGCUUCAAGGACGAUGACGGGGCCGAGGAGGAGGACGAAAACGGUGUUGGCGACGCGGAGCUGCAGGCGCGGCUCCGGCAGUGCGAGGAAACCAUCGAGCAGCUCCGCGCCGAGAAUCAAGAACUUAAAAGAAAAUUGAACAUUCUGACUCGACCGAGUGGAAUACUGGUGAACAAUACUAAGCUAGAUGGACCUCUAUUACAAAUUCUGUUUAUGAACAAUGCUAUUUCAAAGCAGUAUCAUCAAGAAAUAGAGGAAUUUGUAUCAAAUUUAGUAAAAAGAUUUGAGGAACAGCAGAAAAAUGAUGUGGAAAAGACUUCCUUUAAUCUUUUGCCCCAGCCAUCCAGUAUUGUAUUAGAAGAGGACCACAAAGUAGAAGAAUCCUGUGUCGUUAAAAACAGCAAGGAAGCUUUCAGUGUUGUAGGAAGUGUCCUGUAUUUUACUAAUUUUUGCCUUGAUAAAUUGGGGCAACCGCUACUAAAUGAAAACCCUCAGCUUACCGAAGGAUGGGAAAUACCCAAGUACCAGCAAGUCUUCAGCCACAUUGUUUCUCUAGAAGGGCAAGAAAUACAAGUAAAGGCAAAAAGGCCAAAGCCUCACUGUUUCAAUUGUGGUUCUGAAGAACAUCAAAUGAAAGAUUGCCCGAUGCCUCGGAAUGCUGCUCGAAUCAGUGAAAAGAGAAAAGAGUAUAUGGACGCCUGUGGUGAGGCAAACAAUCAGAAUUUCCAGCAGCGAUAUCAUGCAGAGGAAGUAGAAGAAAGAUUUGGAAGAUUCAAGCCAGGAGUUAUCAGUGAGGAACUUCAGGAUGCACUGGGCGUGACAGACAGGAGUCUUCCCCCUUUUAUCUAUCGGAUGCGUCAGCUGGGAUACCCGCCAGGGUGGCUCAAGGAGGCUGAACUGGAGCACUCGGGACUGGCCCUCUAUGACGGGAAAGAUGAUGCUGAUGGUGAAACGGAGGUUGGAGAAGUGCAGCAGAAUAAAAGUGUCACGUAUGAUCUCUCGAAAUUGGUAAACUAUCCAGGUUUUAAUAUAUCUACGCCCAGAGGAAUUCCAGAUGAAUGGAGGAUGUUCGGUUCCAUCCCCAUGCAGGCUUGUCAGCAGAAGGAGGUGUUUGCCAGUUACCUCACCUCCAACUUCCAACCGCCUGGUGGUAAGUCUGGCAGCAAGAGGUCUUCCUCUCAGUCCAGCCCCAGGAGCCCAAAGAAGCAGAAGAAGGAAGGCAGCUCUGCUGCGUCCCCCGCCGACAUGGAUCUCGACUCAGAUGGCUCGCGGGGCAGUGGAGGUUUUCACUUUCAGCCUCCGUUACCUCCGGACACUCCCCCUCCACUCCCACAGGGGGCUCCUUCUCCCGUCUUCACUCCUCCGCUCCCCAAGGGCACCCCCCCACUGACUCCCAGCGCCUCGCCCCAGGCCCGCGUGGCGUCCGCAGCCGUGGAUGAGGACACGCUGACUCUGGAAGAACUUGAAGAGCAGCAGAGGCGGAUCUGGGCAGCCCUCGAGCAGGCCGAGAGCACCCACAGCGACUCCGACCUCCCUGUGGACACACCCUUAACUGGGAACUCGGUUGCCUCGUCACCUGGUCCCACCGAGCUGGACCUCCCUGGGCCGGAAGGAAGCACGUCCGACAAGCAGGAGCUGGAUCUGCUGGAACCUCAAGUACCUGACGUUUGUGCAAAAAAAGCGGAAGUUGAACAUUGCUCGAGUCCAGACUCUGAGGCCACGCUGCUUCGUCAGGAGGAGGAGCCUGCUCAGCUGGAUUCGAAAGGUGCUCUGGAUAACGGCAGCGUCACGUCAGACUGUGACAUUAGGAACGGAGGCAGCCAGGUGCCCCUACAGGUGGACGCCAGGCCUUCUACGGCCACUAAAGUUCACAGCCCCGUCCCUGACAUGAGCAAGUUUGCAACUGGAAUCACACCGUUUGAGUUUGAGAAUAUGGCAGAGUCCACCGGAAUGUACCUCAGGAUACGGAACUUGUUGAAGAACUCUCCCCGCAACCAGCAGAAAAACAAAAAGGCUUCUGAGUAACUGCUCCACGGAGCCCCGAAAGCUGUUUCAUUGUACUCAGAUGCACUUGUUUCCUGUUUGUCCUUGCCAUGUUUGAAAAUCUCUCCAAGAUAAAUGGUGGUCCACAAGCCCAUUUCCAGGAGCGAGGAGACUAGGCUCCCUACUUUACUGUGUUUUAUCCUCACUGACAGAACCCCGGGAGGGAGCUGUAAGUCUGCGAUGGCUUGGAGACAGUUUGUUAAGGUUUGUACUAUUUUUGGAUUGUGUCCAUCAAGAGUACUGGUUUUUAUCUGUCUUUUGUACAUUGUUUUCCCUUUCUACAUUUUGCUAAUUAUCCUGUAUACAAGUUUAAUAUAUCACUUUUUUAAAAGAAAAAAUUCUAACCCAUUUCAGAUUCAUGUUUUCUGCUCCAGCAACGAAAUGAGAACAAUCAGGGAUGAGCAGCUUUCGCCAUGUAGAGUGUUCUAGUAUGUGAUGUGCACGCAUCACUUUUAACAACACUUUUGCUUUGUUUGUAACGUCACUCCUCAGCUAAGCUUUCCAUACAGGUGCGUUCAUUUUUGUGUACAAAGGUUUAAUAAAUUAGUUUUCACACACAUAAUCUAAGAUUUUGAGUACAGUAAAAGGAAUUCACAGGUAAAUUAGUGUAUAUAACCUUUUAAGUUUGGAAGUAAAUUAUGUGACUAAGAAUUAGUCAUACUACAAGAAAUUGCAAGUUUAGGUGCUUUCACUAUUUUAAGCCUUAAAUAAACAGCAAAUUUUUAAAAAUAUUAUUUUGCAAAAAAAAACAAGGUGGAGGGCAGCUAGCCUUUAUAAAAAAAUAAUUUUCUAGAUUUGGAUCCUAAGAUCAUUAAAAAUUAAAAAGUAGACAUAAACAAACUGCUUUUUAACUAUCAGAUGUAGGGAACAGAGCUGAAACUAUGGUUUUGUCUUUAUGUAGAAUGCCAUUCCAUCUUUAUGCUUUAUACUUGGUCACGGUCGUGAAAGUGAACAUGUGGAGAUCUUGAAUUCUUAGUCUCAGGUCCUGUUAUCCUGCUCUCAGACCAACAGAGGAAGCAAAAUAGAACCAACCAUUCUGGAUAUGGGUUUCAUUCUUGAGAACGUGGGUAAUCAGAUUUACUGUUCUAUAGACAAUAAUGGGAAAGAGAAUUCUGUGGAAGGGAGUAAAUUUAUUUUGAGGGCCCUUACAGAGCGCUAGAAAUGGGGGAUAUGUUAAGUACCGUGGCCUUUCUUCCUCUGAGUUGAAGUACACACGCGUUAUCUUACUCAACAUUUCUGUCAGACAAAUGCAUUAUCGCCACGUGGAAGUAAGGACAGGGAGGCACACAGAAGUUGAAGGGACUUGUCAGCAUUCCAGAAGUGGUUCUCGGCCAGCGCCGCGGCUCACUAGGCUAAUCCUCCGCCUUGCGGCGCCAGCACACCGGGUUCUAGUCCCGGUUGGGGCGCCGGAUUCUGUCCCGGUUGCCCCUCUUCCAGGCCAGCUCUCUGCUGUGGCCCGGGAGUGCAGUGGAGGAUGGCCCAAGUGCUUGGGCCCUGCACCCCAUGGGAGACCAGGAGAAGCACCUGGCUCCUGGCUUCGGAUCAGCGCGGUGCCCCGGCCACAGCGGCCAUUGGAGGGUGAACCAACGGCAAAGGAAGACCUUUCUCUCCGUCUCUCUCUCUCUCACUGUCCACUCUGCCUGUCAAAAAAAAAAAGAGAAGUGGUUCUCGAGAGGGUGGUCUUCAGCUAACCUCUUAGCUAUUCGCUGAAUCAUCCGAGUGCUUCAGAUGCCCCGUUAAGUGUUGCGCUGGUCUAGCUGUCUGUGAAUGCCAGAAUUUCCUCACGGUUAAAUGCUGUGAACCUCGCAAACCUGAAUCCAGAUCUCCACGCGCAGGCCCUGAACCCCCACACGGCCUCUCCCUGUCAAAAGCUCUGUGAAAGCACUGCACUCCCCCUGCUGCGCGCACACCUGGUUAGUGUUCCUGUGCUUUGCGGCAGUGAGAAGCACUGACAGAGUCCACUUGGAGAGAGCUCCUGCUUAGUUUGCGUCCAGUUCAGAAAGUGGCCACGUGAGGAGUGGGGCGGCCUUCAGAUGCCAGAGCACGGCUAACCUCUUCAGUUAGAGGAUGUUUGAAGACUUCUGGAAAAACAUAACCCUUGAGUGAACCCUAAAAGUAGGCAGGAGGGCUCCACAGACAUAAAGCAGUGACACGCAGGUUAACAGCCCGAGCCAAAGAAACAGGAGCACAAGAAUGUGGGAUGGUAGGGGGAAAACUCUUAAAAGAUGCUCAUUCCUGGUGCUGGGAACUCGGAAUGCCCCCACUCCAGGAUUUGAAUUCAUUAGGGAAAAGGAUCCGGAAAGAUCUGUGGAGUGACCUCAUCCCAGCCGUAUUUGCAGAAGAUAAACCCUAAUGCAGAAUUUAGACUGAGUCAGAGUGGAGACCAUUUACAGAAGGGAGCGCGUGACCUUGGGAAGGGUUUGCCUCUUGAGGUGCCCUAUUUUUGAAAUACAUUCUGUUUGCUGUAUUCGAGUAUUAGGAAGAUAUGAUGGGUGGAGGAAAGGUUGCUGUUUGGACUUGUCCGUGCAAUGACAGGUCUCCAGGUGUGGGGAGGUGAGGUAAUAGCCAAAUACUGGUACUUCAAGAUGGAUUUGGGACAGGGUGGGGAGCUGCCUCCCACCUUUGCCUUGGGGCAAGAGGGGUGUGACUAGUAAUAGGGGCAGCUAAAACAAAGCCAGCUCUUUGUCCUGUCCUUAAGCAGGUAAGUGGAAAGAAGGCACUGCCUUUGCUGUUUUUGAGAAAGAUUGCAUUUCUUUAAGGGGCCGGAAGUUCUGCCUACUUUAUGCUACCCAGAGGCUUCCUCCCAGUGCUUUUAUUCUCCAAGUUCUCUGCUGGAAUCAUUUGGGUUUUUGUCCUGACUUUGUUAUCAUUAGCAGGAAAAACCUGCAAGGGUGUUGUAACAAUUUUUAGAACCAAAGUGGUUUGUGAGGCAUGACUCAGUUCCCAAGAACAUCUUCACACGGUGUUUUUUUUGUUUUUUUUGUUUUUUUUUUUUUUGCAGAGUUUAGGAAAAUUCCUUUUAGCCUAAGCAGCUUCACUUGAUUUAAUGGUAUAGAUUCACUUCAAAUUGUUUAGGAUCAUUUUGUUAAAGGAAAGUGUUUAUAAAUACUUCUGAAUUAGAGUCACUUAAAUAAUCUUGGCAAAUGAGACAUCUUGGAACAAGGCACGUUUGUAAAUCACCAGCAGCUAACUAGGAUGUCUGUGUGGGAGUGGGAGGGAGGAGUACCACAGCUGUCUAAAACGUGGUUUCUUGGUCUCCUAAAAUGAAGUGCAUUUGGUUGGGGGAGAGGGAAGGCAAUGAGCAAGCAAGAUCCAGUUACAUGGAAACAACUCCCUCUCUGUUCAUCCAGUGUUCAGAGCCUGUGUCUGUCAUCCACGUUUAGGUCCUGAAUUGGUGGAUUGUCUCUCUUGGCAAACCACCUCUUUCAAGUCCAUAUCCCUGACCUUUCUGUUAGACAUGCAACACAGAUCCUACUGCCAGUACAUUUUCAUUUGUAAUUAAAUGACACCCGUCUUAGUCAUUUAAAGACUAAAGUAGGUGUUUUUACUUUUAAACAUUUUAAGUGUUUACUUUGUAAGCAGAAGGAAUAAUAAAGCCAUAAAUUUGAAGGAAACCAUAGAGGAUGCCACAUCAUUUUCCUUCGUACAGUAUAGAAAUUUAUUUUUUCACCAAUUUUCUAAACCUAAAAGUUUUUUAGUUCUCAAAAUAAAAAUUCUUGAUUCUGUUGCUGAUUAGAACUGUAGCACAAGUUUAUUGUAAAAAUUUAAACAAAACAACAGUGUAAAGGUCCUUUUAACAACUUUCAAAACAAAAAUCAGUGUUCAUAGUUUGCUUUGUCUUUUUCCUGAGCAAAUACAUGUAACUAAAGGUUUUCUUUACAUGUAUCUAUAAGUAGCUUUUAAUCAAAGUGAGGUUACUGUAUUUUCCAUGUCAGUAUUUGGAACUAAUUAUUAUUUAAUGACCAGACAGUGGUAUGCCACAUUUUACUGAAUCUUGUUUACAAUAUUGACUACAAUAUUUUGUUUACAAUGCUGCAGUGAAUGUUUUUAAAGGUAAACCUUUGAAUCUUUGUGGAAAUAUAUGCAUAGGAUGCAUUCCAUGAUUAUAAACCAGAUGAAAUAUGUUACUUUUUGGCCAUUUUUAUUUCUAACAUGCGUUUUUUUUUAAAUAUCUUUUCAAUUGGUUACUUGAUAUAGGAGGCAGCUUCUAAAAGUUCAUGGAGAAUGGUACUAAGAUAUUUUGGUGCAAACAUUUUUUAAAUCCAUGCAUAAUUCUUUCAUAAUACCCAUCUUCCGUGAACUUUUGAAGACCUCUCAUAUUGUAAUUAUAAAAAAAAGCCUAUCUUCUGUUGGGUAUGCUGCAAAACCCUGUUUUCAGUUAUGUAUAUAAGCGUUUCCUUCGUGACCGGACGCCGUCGUGACGGUUCGUUUCCCUGUUCCUUGGCCCUCUGAUCCGGAGUGAUGCUCUUGGACUACAGUCGCACUGCGGGCUCCACUCCUCCCUGGUGUUUAGCGGCGUGAGCCGUAGAUGGAAGUCUCAGCACUUCUCCCAUUUCUUCUUGUGUAGGUGAUUAUGCUAAUUACUGCUCAGAUUCCUCACUGUGUCCUCACAGAUGACUAUUUUUUUGGAUUUUCUUUAUGAAUAAACUGGUAAGACUC
This is a messenger RNA of Oryctolagus cuniculus (rabbit), 6928 nucleotides long. The record is from RefSeq and is a predicted model, not a curated record. Lineage: Eukaryota; Metazoa; Chordata; Mammalia; Lagomorpha; Leporidae.